Molecule: messenger RNA, 480 nt
Organism: Alternaria atra
Lineage: Eukaryota; Fungi; Ascomycota; Dothideomycetes; Pleosporales; Pleosporaceae
Exons: 3
Coding region: 1-480 (159 amino acids)
Source: RefSeq, a predicted model, not a curated record
AUGCCCAAACAAACGAAAUCUUACGCGACACGAAUCCCGCCCAGUACUUGGGAACGGCACAGACACAGAAUUGAAACGUUAUUCCUUCACGAAAAUAAGACCCUAAGUGAUGUUAUGGGUAUGAUGAAAGGUCAUGGGUUCUAUGCGAGUGAGUCUCAGUACGAGCGCCAGCUCAAAGUAUGGGGCAUACGGAAGAACUGGAAAAAGGGGGACUGGUCUCGAAUAGCCCACUAUCUCGGACGAAUUGAUGAACUGAAAGAGGAGACGGCAGUGGUCAUUGAUGGCUUGAAACAAUUGAGAGAGGUUCUUGUUAACCAGAUUGCCAGCAUCAAUGGUCCCAAGCAUAACAGUUUUUCAUCCAGUUAUUUUGACCUUGUUAUCGGGUUCGCCGAUAUUACAGCCGCAUGUCUGGAGGGUGUCAGCAGGGCUGUCGGGCACCUUGAGAGUUGGCUAGGAAGGCCACCGUCCCGCGACGAUUGA